This is a messenger RNA of Aegilops tauschii subsp. strangulata, 1927 nucleotides long. RefSeq names its product glucan endo-1,3-beta-glucosidase 4. The record is from RefSeq and is a predicted model, not a curated record. Lineage: Eukaryota; Viridiplantae; Streptophyta; Magnoliopsida; Poales; Poaceae. Gene Ontology annotation, biological process: carbohydrate metabolic process. Gene Ontology annotation, molecular function: hydrolase activity, hydrolyzing O-glycosyl compounds.
CACAGUCAGCCGUGUGUGCGCGCGUCAGCGUGAGUGUGGUUGCCUAGUGCGCGUAUAAAAAAGGCCAUGCGCUUCUGCUCACAUGGUCAGGCAUACAUAGAGCCCUGAGCGAAGGCCUCUCCCCGCCGCGGACGGACUGCAGGCUCCAAGAAACACGAGGGGAGGAUCGAUCCAGGGGUCUAGUUAAGCGUUAACAACCUCUCGUUUCCACCAUACGUACAGUAGCUUUUCGUCCGGGAGAAGCAAGCAAAGCAAGCUCUGGCUUCCUGGGGCCGGCCAGUCGAGGUGUUUGCAUCGAUCGUCGUCGCACGCAGGAAGAAGCUCCAAUGUUGCGCGAGAGAUGGCAGGGAUGCGUUUUUAUCCUCGUCCUUCUUCUUCUCUCCAACGCGGCGUCAGGCACUUCUCUGGGGGACAACACGAUGCUCCCCACGGAGACGGAGGAUUCUCCGUCAGACUUGGCGAAGAUCGUGCAGUCGUCUAAGCAGACCAAGCAGGCGCGCGUGUGCGGCGGAGCAGACCACCGGCUGCUGCGGUCACUCGCCAACACCGGAGCGGAGGUCAUGGUCACCGUCCCCAACUCGCGGCUGCAGCACAUGGCCGAGUUCCGGGAGGAGGCCCGGCUCUGGGUCGCCGCCAACGUGGCGCCGUUCCUCCCGGCGACCAUGAUCACACACGUCCUGGCGGGAGACGACGCCCUGUCGUCCAGCUCCGGCUCCCCCGGCGACGCCCACUCGCUGGUCCCCGCCAUGCUCAACCUCCACGCCGCGCUCGCCGCCGCCCGCCUCGACGGCCGCGUCAGGGUGUCCACCGCGCUGUCGUCGGUGCCGCUCGCCCCGUCCUGGUCCGCCGCCGUCGCGGGGCUCGUCCUGCGGUUCCUGAGCGAGACCGGCUCGCCGCUCUUCCUCAAGCAGGCUCGCGCGCGGGAGGCCACCGACGACGACGCCAGAGUCGGCGACGCGUACGCCGCGAUGCGGGCGCUCGGCUUCUCGGGCGUCCCGCUGAUCGCGGCCGAGUUGGAGCUCGACGGCGCGCUGGUGUACCACAGCUACUUGCAUCAUGCUGCCGGUGGAGGCGGCGGGAGGCGGUCGCUGGCGUCGGGGACGUUCUGCGUGGCGCUGCAGAACGCGGACCCGACGGCGCUGCAGGCGGGGCUGAGCUGGGCGUGCGGGCAGGGCCAGGCCGACUGCUCGGCGAUACAGCCCGGCGGGGCCUGCUACAAGCAGAACAACCUGGCGGCGCUGGCCUCCUACGCCUACAACGACUACUACCAGAAGGGCUCCAGCACCGGCGCCACCUGCUCCUUCAAUGGCACCGCCACGACCACCACCACCGAUCCCAGCUCAGGAUCGUGCGUCUUCGCAGGAAGCACCAUGGCGGGGGGCUCCAACUCGACCGUGCCGAGCGCCAGCCCGCCGACGAGCCUCGCCCCUCCGUCGGGUGGCCUCACGCCUCCGGUCGGCUCGAGCCCUCCGUCCGACUUCGGGCCCCCUCCGACCGGCUUCGGCCCUCCCGCGAGUGGCUUCGGUCCCCCGUCUGGGUUCGGCCCACCGUCUGGCUUCGGUCCCCCGUCGGCGUUCGGCCCGCCCGGGAGCUUCAACGGGAGCGGGACCUUCGGGCCCAGCGGCACCCUCGAGCCUUACGGCAUGGGGUGCCGCCACGUCGCCUCUUUGGCUGCCUCCACUCUUGUGUCCGCCAUUGUUCUUGCCGUUCUCGUCGCGUCGCCCGAUCUGAUGUAAAUUAUGUGAGUGUGAAUUUGAAUUAGCUAUAGAGAGGAGAGCUCACGUUGUUGUUAGAUCACGCCCGUUCUUGUCGCGUCGGCCGACAACUCCAUAGUAACAUGUAAUAGCAGCGUUGUAAAAUACAAUACAGUCAGAAUAAUAUUGUAAUACGAUAUACAGUGGGCAUAUUGAUGAAAUUGUUCAGACAA